AUGCAAGAACGCCCCACACAAGCUCGACUGAGGAUCCACUUCCUCGUCAUUGGCACAACUGCUGCUGGCCUGGCCUCUGCGAUAGCUCUGAGGAGAGCAGGACACAGAGUCACCGUGCUCGAUGUCGAAGACCAGAUUGCAAAUACCUGGGGUGAGAACGGCUGCAUCAUUCCGCCAAGCAUGUCCAAGCUCCUGCUGCGCUGGUUGCCUGAGGAGCACGUGCGUGAACUCUCGGUAUGCUCACGCGCGAUGCUCAUGACAAAGUUCGAGUCCGAGGAGGUGUUGGGCCUGCACAGCUGGCUGGAGGAGCUUUUCCGCGAUGCCGGAGGCAACAUCUUGUACAUGCACUACGCAGACGUGCGCCAACUGCUGUUCGACUCCGCGCUAUCCUACGGCGCAACGAUCAGACCACAGGCGCGGAUCACGUCCGUCAUGUUUGGCGCAGACGGCCGGCCUUCUGUGCGAUUGGCCUCGGGAGAGGCAAUUGAAGCUGAUGUCGUCGUCGGCACGGACGGGCCCGAGAGCGUGCUGCGACGGCACAUCGCGGGCGCGGACGUCAAAGAGACGGCGCUGGGCAUGUCCCUCUUCAGCAUACCGGUCCCGCGAACAGCGAUGGAAGGCGUGCCAGAGCUCCGGCCGCUACUGGAGAGGACGACGUCGCACUCGUGGCUCGGCAGCGCGCGCGGCGCAGUUGGUCACAUCGCCGGCGUCCGGCCGGAGUACGCGCUGCAGGUGUACGUCCCAGCAGCAGGCACAGAGGCGUACUGGGGCAAGCGGGUCACGCCAGCCCAGAUCCUCGAGGCAAUGGGCGGGUGCGAACCGCGGCUCAAGAAGCUCGUCGAGCUCUCAGCGGGCGGGCGGUGCGUGCCACUCACGGAGCCGCCAGAGCUCGAGACGUGGGUGCACCCCGGCGGGCGGCUGAUCCUCAUCGGCGACGCCGCACAUCCCUUCCCGCAACAGCGCGGCUCGGUGAACGGACUCGCGGCGUCCGUGUGCGACGCGGCGGCGCUCGGCGGGCUCUUCCGGCACCUGCACCACGCAGGGCAGGUCGAGCCGUUCCUGCACGCGCUCGAGGCGAUCCGGCGCGAGCCCGUGCGGAAGCUGCUCGAGACGGACCUCGAGAGCUACGCGGCGAUCGCGAUGCCGCCCGGCGCGGCACACGAGCUGCGCUACCGGAUGAUGAAGGAGAAGCACGCCGCGGGUGUCGAGGCCCUCGUCGGCUCGGAGCCGGACGACGUCGUCGCGGCGCAUUGGGAGAAAGAGAAGGACAUGUAUGCGUACGACGCGGAAGAUCACGCUGCAGAGUGGUGGAACGACUGGGGCCUGCUCCAGGAGCGCGCGAUGCGCCAGGCCUGCGUCGUCUGUGAAAGGGUACCGAUCUGCGAGAUUGUCACGCAGAGUAUCGUGGUGCUCUGA
Molecule: messenger RNA, 1416 nt
Organism: Phanerochaete carnosa HHB-10118-sp
Lineage: Eukaryota; Fungi; Basidiomycota; Agaricomycetes; Polyporales; Phanerochaetaceae
Exons: 10
Coding region: 1-1416 (471 amino acids)
Biological process (GO): secondary metabolite biosynthetic process
Molecular function (GO): FAD binding; monooxygenase activity
Source: RefSeq, a predicted model, not a curated record